Theileria parva strain Muguga is the source of this 1209-nucleotide messenger RNA. RefSeq names its product TB2/DP1 HVA22 family protein. The record is from RefSeq and is a predicted model, not a curated record. The transcript has a single exon. NCBI's taxonomy places the organism in Eukaryota, Apicomplexa, Aconoidasida, Piroplasmida, Theileriidae. The coding region runs from base 34 to 612 and encodes 192 amino acids.
UAUCUAUGUACAUUUUAAUAUUGCGUUAAUAUUAUGUUUCUGUUAUCUAACAGUUUAUAUCGAGUUCUAAACCUGUUAUUAUGUCAGCUGUACCCUGCCUAUAAAACCUUUUUGUUCCUAUACAAAAGUAACAAUUAUUAUGCAGCAUCACCCAACCAUCCCUUGACAAACAGCGGUAACACAACCACUGACACGACACCUCACACAGCUAGAGAAGGUAGUGAGGGAGCGGGAAAUGAACAAGUUAAGACUGAUGGAAGGCUGGGAGAACGAGAACUGUGCAGGGAAGCAGUGAGUAAGGAAUCAAAUCUAAAAUGCGUUUACACGGCCCAUCACUUACUGUACUGGGCCAUGUAUUUAACAAAUUCAUACUUUGAAAGUUUGGUCCCAUUUAUGAAGCGUUUGCCCUUGUACAAGGAAGCGAAGCUCGUUUUCUUCUUUUGGCUAGGAUCAGACCACUUUAAAGGAGCAGGAUACCUAUACCACACAUAUCUGCAAAAGUUAUUUUUAAAUGUAUCAGAUUAUUUAAUGAAUUUCUUCAAUACUCAUUUGGACAAUGCUACCAAGGAGAACUUUAAACAAUUCAUGAACACAUACAGAUAUCAAACUUAAAAACCUUCUAAAAUACAUUUAAAUGUAAAGCAAUUGAUAAUAAUAAGGACUCUAUAGAUAUAUAUCAAACGAUCCGAUAUAGGGUAUAAAUUGGUAUGAUUAAUUGAACCAUUGGUGAAGAAAGAGUAUGAGCGGAUUAUGAUAUUAAAGAGAGUUUAAUUUGGUUGUUUAUUAAAGUCAAUUGUAGUUUAUUCUCAUUUAGUAAAAUCAGGAGAUUCAGAAAGUACUGAGAAGUAAGUAACUUGGUUCCACCCUUUGGGAAUAUUUGAUCUAAAUCACACACGCCCUUAGUUUCAACCGUUUUCAUUAUAUCGUCCACAUAUUGAGUAACAUCUGGCUUUUUAAUAACUUUGCCAUUUAUGGAUUUGUUGCCUUGUUCAGUGGCACUAAUUCGAUUGUUCUUGCCAGGAAUACCAUUGUAGGAAGGUUGUUUGGUAUCAAGAUCUUUAGAGCUCUUCAAUUUAUUAUUAAGCUAAAGUAUAAUUUAAAGUAUAAAUCAAAUAUAAAUUACAUAUGAGUUGUAUUUUUUUAUGAGAAUCAAGUGUAAUUUGACAUUCCUACUCCCCUUUGCACAUUUUUUAAUUUUCCUAUCCUUUA